CAACAUUGAUUAGUACAGUCCAAUCAUAGUGCUACUGUAUGCUGCGCUCUCGCCCAGUUUAUAUCCUUGAUCUCCCAUUGUACUCGCAUACGAAAGACAAAUCAACACAAGGGCUCAUGGGCCAAUUGACACAAUUGUCAUGACCUCAGCUUGAAACUAUACUCAGACACUCACUCAGGUCUCAUUAUUUGUUGUAAAACCAACUGAGUCAACGCGACUGCUAAUCAUGGAUUUAAUAGUUCUCUUAUCCGAACCUCGGAUAUCCGUUAAGCCCCUCCGACGUCAUUCUCAACAUCGCAACCAUUUUUAUUGAACAGACUCAAGAUGGCCAUUCCUUCGAUACAGGCCCUGCGAUCACACUAUACCACAUCCUGGAAGAACUUCCUCGCCUCAUCUAAGGAUCUUGAAAUUCUGUCCUCUGUCCCCGCCGAUCGCCCGCAGUCUCCCUCCGUUCUCUACGUCCUCGACUCGUCCUUCAACCCUCCCACACUCGCCCAUCUCCAAAUUGCAAUAUCGGCCCUGCGAGAAAAGCCUGACUCUCAUGCCCGGUUGUUGCUCUUAUUGGCUACCCAGAAUGCAGAUAAACCCGCCAAACCGGCCUCGUUCGAGGUCCGCCUUCUCAUGAUGGAGCUGUUUGCCCACGACCUCCUGUCACAUUUACAAUCCUCUCAGCAGCAACAGCAACAGUUACCACAGAUUGACAUUGGUGUAACAAGGAAGCCUUAUUUUGUGGAUAAAGCAGCAGAAGUCGAGACUGCAGAUAUCUACCCCGCAUCGCUUGAACAAGUCCAUCUCACGGGCUACGACACCUUGAUUCGCAUCUUCAACCCCAAGUACUAUCCGCCAGAGCAUACUCUCCAGCCUCUCGCGCCGUUCCUGUCCCAGCACAGACUUCGAGUAACCAUGCGGCCCAAUGAUGAAUGGGGCAGCCAGGAAGAGCAACAAAGCUUCCUUGUGAAUCUGGCCCAGGGAGGCCGGAAAAGUGAGGGCGGGAGGCCGGAAUGGGCGCAGCGUAUUCAGUUGGUCCAGGGUAGUAGGCCGGAGGAUCUCCCAGUCAGUUCGACUAAGGCUCGGGAGGCGAUUCAGCAAGAUCCUGGACUGCUGGGGACUUUGGUUCCGCCCAGGGUUCGAGACUUUCUUUCACGGGAGAAGCCGUACGCUGGCAGUUGACGGGACAAUUGACCAUGGCAUGUAGGAAGCAAAUCAAUCGAAAAUAUGGUCGAUUCGAUGAUAGUCAUAAUAGCGUACAAAUACACCAACGUACGUAGAAACCGAAGCUUUUAUGUCCACCCCGAACACCAUAGCGAUGACGCCUGUCCAAAUAAUAAAAUUAUCAAUUCCCACACCCCAUUUACUCAUCAUCUUCUUCCUCCUCCCUCUUGCCCAAAGUAUACGCCAAACCACCACCAACCAAGUUCGCAAAGCCAAGACCCAUUGUAACGCCCCGGACGAUCCCUCGUGCACCCCACUUCUUCAUAAAAGGCUGUUUCCGUCGACCUGCGAGCAACAGAUAGAGUCCCGACCACGCUGCUGAGAUUCCGGCACUAUCUGUCGUGAAGCCUUGGAGAUUUGCGUAGCUCGUGAACAGCAGGACGGGAGGGAAGAGCAUCGGAAACGUUUGGAAGGGACGCAUGUGCUGG
Messenger RNA from Aspergillus ruber CBS 135680, 1640 nucleotides. Its product is annotated as nicotinate-nicotinamide nucleotide adenylyltransferase. The transcript has a single exon. Gene Ontology annotation, cellular component: cytoplasm; nucleus. Gene Ontology annotation, molecular function: ATP hydrolysis activity; nicotinamide-nucleotide adenylyltransferase activity. The record is from RefSeq and is a predicted model, not a curated record. The coding region runs from base 325 to 1170 and encodes 281 amino acids. Lineage: Eukaryota; Fungi; Ascomycota; Eurotiomycetes; Eurotiales; Aspergillaceae.